AUGCCAUGCAGCGACGACUCGCUCGACUGCGCCGCUUGCGGUUGCCAUCCGAGCGACACCGACUUGGGACUUCGCUGUGCCACCUUCAGAAUGGCAACACCCGUGGAAGAAUCCCUCGCUUGCUCCCUCCGCCUCUUAACUCCUUACAAUCACAACCUGAAGCCAUCCCGCUCGUCCGGAAUUCUGCUGCAGACCGGGAACAGCAUUGGUGCAAGUGUGGGAGCGGCGACGGAGUCGUCGAGCGAGGAGCUGAUGGCCGGGCCGCCCCCGCCGCAACAUCAGCAGCAUCAGUUCAUCGUGUCGAGGAAGCGGAUCAGGACUAAAUUCACGGCUGAUAAGCGGGAGGGGAUGCUGGCCUUCGCGGAGCAGGACGGCGCGGCGGUGGAGCAAUUCUGCUGCGAGGUUGGCGUCCGCAGGAAAGUGUUGAAGAGGAGGAGGUGGAGCAGCAGCUGCACCAUGAAAGACCGGACGAUUGAGGGAGUGUGA
Messenger RNA from Musa acuminata subsp. malaccensis (wild Malaysian banana), 486 nucleotides. RefSeq names its product zinc-finger homeodomain protein 6-like. Lineage: Eukaryota; Viridiplantae; Streptophyta; Magnoliopsida; Zingiberales; Musaceae. Gene Ontology annotation, molecular function: transcription cis-regulatory region binding; DNA-binding transcription factor activity. Gene Ontology annotation, cellular component: nucleus. The record is from RefSeq and is a predicted model, not a curated record. Gene Ontology annotation, biological process: regulation of DNA-templated transcription; regulation of developmental process.